This is a messenger RNA of Lytechinus pictus (painted urchin), 7046 nucleotides long. RefSeq lists its product as uncharacterized. Bases 141 to 2417 code for a protein of 758 amino acids. The record is from RefSeq and is a predicted model, not a curated record. NCBI's taxonomy places the organism in Eukaryota, Metazoa, Echinodermata, Echinoidea, Temnopleuroida, Toxopneustidae. The transcript is spliced from 9 exons.
GGAGACACACACCGGAUUGUACCCGGGCGCGGCCGGCGGCGGCCAGCUCGACCCUCGGCGCGGCCUCGAUCGAUCGGAUAUCAUCUUCAUCUUAGCUUUUUCUUCUUUAUAUUAUCUCUGCACGUCCAUCCAGUUCCAAGAUGGAGUCCCGUACACGAAUCAUGAGGUCAUCUCAACUUGGAUUGCCACCUCGGUCCUCCAUGACUGUGACAUUUUCCCGUGACACCUUGGAACGGAAGGUGGAAGCCAAUAAACCCCAGCAACUUCCACGGAAUCCCGAUCAGAAGCUUGGAAAUAUUGGAAAAAUAACUGGGAAAGAUGCGGACCCAGUCCUCACGAGCUUGGUGAACUACCACAGCAAACUGCUUGGGGCCUCGGGGAGGUCAUUUGACUUAAUUGUUGGUAAGCUGAGUCAUCUCUUAAAAACCAAUGGAUAUUACCUGGAUUCCAAGUAUAAAGGACCCAUGGACGCCUUGUUCUUUGCUAUCAGGAAUCUGAUUGUAGACGCAGAGAAGAGUGAGAUCUCUAGGACCAGACUGUUAGAGAACCUGGAACUCAGAGCCAAGACAUGGGGUCAUGACCCCUUGGAGCUUCCACAACCUCGUGCUCAUUUACAAGACUUGCUUUCUCCUACAAAGCCUCCUGCAGUCACCAAUCCUCAGGAUAAUGCACCUAUUGAAUGCCUAUCACCACCUUAUAAUGCUUCUGGGCGUUACUCCCCUAUCCCUCUACCUCCUGUCCAAGUUGCCCCGCCCAGCCCCGACAUGGAGGCAUUGACCCAUGUGGCCAAGGCCACUCCAUUUCCUGAUGACACUGAUGACGAUGAGGAAGAUGAUGACCAGUGGCUGACGACAUCAGACAUGACCUACGAGUCGGACAGCUCCGAAGAGUUCAUCAUGCCGGAGCGUGAGGUAGAGGAUCUUAUGUUGGAAUCUACCACAGAUCUUGAUGAUGAGCUUUCCAGGCUACUGUCAGCAAAGCUCCCUGAUAGCUACAAGAGGAGAGUGAAUGAUGGCAAACCAGUGCGCUACACCAGGUCUUUCCUGCUUGACCUGUGGAAAUCGCCCUAUUCCAAAGAGAUGCCGUCAGUCCUGAAGCAUACCAUCUCCCAUAGUGAUGUGUCCUUUAUCAUCCAGAGGCAUGCCUUUUCUGAUCCUGGAGUGCUGUUUCUGCAAGGAUCAAUGGAUGAUAUUUAUCUGAAGCCAUCUCACCUCAAGGCAGACCCUAACUCAAGAGUAAGAUCAUCCAGUGGCAGAAGUACCCCAGACCCCAAAGCUUCUGAUGGAGAUGCUACCAGGAUGAGGGCCUUGAGCUGGCCCCAGGGAGCAGAAGCAGCAGGGAAACCACAACCAGAUGUAGGAGGAGAGAGACUGGUCCAAGGCAGGGAAGGGGCAAGGCAAAUCCAUAUAGGGGCAAGGGUGGACAGUCCGAAUCCUGCAACUUGGCAGGGAGCAAGAAGAAUCAGUGAAGGUGACGGCCAAGAAGGACGACCGGAAGCAUCCUUGAGAUCCAAUUCACCAGAUGAUUGGCGCAGGCCUGGAUCUACUGCUGUAAUUUUGGGAGAGACUGGAACUGGCACUGGGAUAUUAGGAGAGAGGCCAAAAAGGAAUACAGACAAACAAGAGCCCUUAGCAGCAGCUGCAGAAGGAGAGGAGGUUGUGCUGAGACCACGUUCUCCAAGAGAUUGGGUCCAAACUGCAUUUGGGACUUUUGGAGAUAGGGCUGGUCAAAACACGAAGAGACCGGUUACCCCAAGAAAGGAGGAAUCUCUACGGCCACGCUCUCCAAGUGAUUGGCGCAGACCGGGAUCUAUUUCAGGAUUACUUGGAGAUGGGGAUGCAAGAGUGGUGAGGCCCAGGCUCUCCACUUCUCCAGGUGUAGCAGGAGAUGGGGCUGAAGAAAUGUUACAAGAGAGACCAGGAUCAUCUGGACGACAUUCACCAAGUAAUUGGGGCUGGCCAGGAUCUAGUUCAGGGAUACCUGGAGAUGAGGGUACAAGAAUUGCUGGACUCGGCCUCUCCACCCCCUCUCCAGUUGUAGCAGGAGGUGGAGAUCAAGAAAGACCAGGUUCUAGAAGACGAUCACCAAGUGCCGGCAGUCAAGAGGCUAGUACAAUGAAGGUCCGAUUUGAUCUGCCUGAUCAAAGCAGCGAAGAUGACAUGAAAACCAAAGAGUCCCAAAAGAAACAAGCAGCUACGUCAACCCAUGUACUCCUCACACCACGUCAGAUUCUUGGAGAUGGGGCUCAACAAGACGGGGGCACUGACAUGUCUCCUCUGACACUGCCGAUGGGAUUCGCUCCUCAGACCGAGAUCCCUACCUUUAGAGAAGUCUUUAGAGAGGUCAUUGAGAAAGGGAUCACUACCGGGGCACCAGGGCCAGCCAUGGACAUCAGGGCAAAGUCCCCUGAAAUGUGAUCCCCACAACAUUGGGAUAUUCAUCUGCCCUCAUCAGAUUGUCAUAACUUUGACUUGAAUUGAAUUCACAAAGGUUUAAUUAAACCAGGGAUGAGGAUUACACUCUGCAAGUGUACUAAAAUAAGGAUGAUAAAUGUACAUUGCUAAUGAGAAUGCUACAAGAGAAAGUGUUGAGAGAUUGGGCCCUGCAUGAAAAAGAGAUACAAUUGAUAUAUACUAUUGAUCGUAUCUUGCUGUGCAUGGUAUCACACACAUUAAAGGUCAAGUCCACCCCAGAAAAAUGUUGAUUUGAAUAACUUGAGAAAAAUCAAACACUGAAAAUUUCAUCAAAAUCGGAUGUAAAAUAAGAAAGUUAUGACAUUUUAAAGUUUCAAUUAUUUUUCACAAAACAGUGAUAUGCACAACUGAGUGACAUGCAAAUGAGAUAGUCGAUGAUGUCCCUCACUCACUAUUUCUUUUGUUUUUUAUUGUUUGAAUUAUACAAUAUUUCAAUUUUUACAAAUUUGACAAUAAGGACCAACUUGACUCAACCAUAUAGUAUUAAACAAUGCUAAUUCCACAUGUUCACGGAGGAAUUAAUCGUUGUUUCACUUGGCAAUGAGGAGAAAAUUAGAAUAUUUCAUAUAAUAAAAUACAAAAGAAAUAGUGAGUGGAUGACGUCAUCUGUCUCCUCAUUUGCAUACAGAUCAGGAUGUGCAUAUAACUGUUUUGUGAAAUUAAGCGAAACUUUAAAAUGUCAUAACUUUCUUAUUUUACAUCCGAUUUUGAUGAAAUUUUCAGUGUUAUGUUUGUUGGAUUUUUCUCAUUUUAUUCGAAUCAACUUUUUGUUGGAGUGGACUUGUCCUUUAAAAGAUUGAUUGUAAGGUUGAUUGUACCUUUUUGUGUUACAGGGCUCUUAUUCUGUGCCUAUUUUGCUUACAAAAAGCCCUGGGCUGGUAUUCAAUUGCAAGUAUUGAUUUUUUAAUAAAGUAAAAUGCGUACACUUGUAUUCAGAUCACAUCUAAGUAAUUUACUUCAUCAAGCCAAAUUUAAGCAAAAUACUUAAUAAUUACCAUUGUGACGCAAUAAAAGUUUGAGCAAACUAAUGCGCAAUGUAUACCCGUUUGUGCGCAGAAUGUAUGACUGUGCAUAUCACGUUUUUAAAGUGCACGCAAGCGAGACUUUGGUCUGGUUGGCAGCUGACUUAGAUUUAAGCAAAAUACCAUACCCACAAUAUGCAAUAGUCUUGAAUACCAAAGAUGGUUAAGUAUUUUACUUAAGCAAAAUACUGAGUGAAAUAUUUAAUAUUCUGGCUUAAGUAUCAAAUUGAAUACCUGCCCUGGUGUUUUCAAACCAUGGCUUAACCCAAAUAUAUGUGAAUUUGGGAUUAUUAUGUGGUAUGUGACAACAAUUAAUAGUUAUGCUCUAUGCAUUUUUAUAAUGGAGUUGAGAAUAAAAAAAAAACACUUUGCAAUAUAAACAACUCUUCUGGACUCAUGCUUACAACUCGUCAUACAAUACAGGCUUGGAUUUCUGUAUUGAAGCAGUAUUCAUUGAAUGAAACUUUUUUUGUGAUGAUUUUGUCUUUAUUUUUUUUAGUUAUAUUUCAAAAUUAUCUUUCAGUUUGAUAUAUGAUUUGCUGAUCAAAGUGCCUUAAAAUACAUUGUGUGUGAUCUUGAAGCAGCUUUUUUCCCAUUGUUUGGAAUGCAUAAUUGUGUAGUUUUCAUUUGGUUUGAAAACGAAACUUUCUGUCUUCAUUUGAUUUUUUUUAAAGAUGUGUGUGAGUUGUUGUACCUCAUUUUAUUACUUGCCAUUUUAUUUUUUUCAUAUUAUAAUCAAGUUCCGAUUCAUUUAUUAGUUUCUGGCUGAUAUUGGAAGUACUCAUUUUUAUUAACCCAUCUCUUUUUUUUUACUGUGGUUAUAACUCUGUGAAACAUCUCAUUCAAGUGUAUUCAAUAUGUGUAUAUUUUAUUUUUGUAUCUUGAGUUUUUAUUAUUUGUGAGGGUAAUAGUGCCUUAAACAUUUCCUGAGAUAUUGGCUGAAAGAUAACCCAAAGAGGUCUUCCAUUAAAACUUGAUUUGAUGUCAACAGUACUUUGUGAUUUACACUAUUCAUGUAUAAAACAAGACAUUUGGGGUGAGAGAAUAAUUUUAUUGUAACUUUUGGGAAUCUUGAGCAAAUAAUUACAGGUCCAUCUGUCAAUUUUGCCUUGCAUAAUCGGGGAGGCGGGACGGAGAAGGGGCAUUUGUAAAGAUUUAUUGUGUCCUACGGUUUUGAUUAGCAGAGAAACAGGGGUGUGGCUGUUGUUAUGGUAACUGCUGGAUAGUAACCACUUUUCAGUGUUACAACUUUCAUGAAACCUUCUCCUGGGGCCCGUUGCAUAAAAGUUAUUAUUAUAGUAACUAUGCCAUCCAGUGUUAUCUUGAAUCCUGGAAUCCUUGAUUCUGAUUGGCUGUUGAGCAUUGUUACCAUGGUAAUUACCAUUGGAUGGCAGAGUUCCCAUAAUAGUUCAACUUUAUUGCAACAGGGCCCUGGUCCGACAAUUAUUUGACUUUAUGCAGUUUCCACUUAUGAAAGAUUAACUCAUGCAGACCUAAAUAUAGUUUGAGAUAGACAUUAUUCAAUACUUGAUUUCAUUUUUGUUUUGUAAGUAACCAGUAUUACACAUGUUUUGUUGAUAAGGUAAAAUUAGAUUGUGUGCUUGCCUUUGCUGCAGUAAAUAGGAUUAGUAGUAGUAGUAGUAGUAGUAGUAGUAGUAAUAGUAGUAAUCUGUAUUAUUUUUAGUGGUAGUAAUAACAGUAUUAUUAUUAGUAGUAGUAGUAUAAGUAGUCGCAGUAUAUAGUUAAGAUUUUUUUAAGUAUGUUGUGUGCUACCAUUAAUGUGCCAAAGAUGUUUUGUAUGUAAGUAAGUAUGUAAGUUUUUAUUUCAUCAUUUUCAUUUCUAUGCAAGUGCAUUUAUUUUACAGUUUACUCUUUGCAUAUAGUCAUGAUGACUAAUGCUAUUUACACCAUAUACUUCACAAGAUUGAUAUUAAUCAGACCAGGAAUUCAACAAUGUUUAUUUUCACAAUUCUGUUGCAUUCAUAUUCCCUUAGCCUAGAUAUAUCUGAAAGUGAAGAUUUAUGCAGUACAUAUUAAAAGAGCCAAAUAAUACUGCCAUGAAAUAUUACAUAUAUACAGUUGUUUAACAAUGUUUGCAUGUGUCUGUUUUGUUAUUGAAUAACACAUAAUUAUGAAGGUUUUGAUCCAUCUUAAUUGUCUGUUAAUGGUUUCUUUUUAAUAUUUACAUCCAUGCAUACACUGUGCUUGGGACUUAAACAGCGCCCCCAAACCCCUCUUGCUUGUUAAUAAUUUUUGUCUCACCUGCAUAGCAGAGCAAGAAAUAGGCACUGCUUUUCCGACGGUGGCGGCAUCAUCAACAUUGAAAUCUUAACCAAGGUUAAAUUUUUGAAAUGUCAUCAUAGCUUUUAAAUUUUUGAAAUGUCAUCAUAGCCUAGAAAGUGUAUGGACUUAGUUUAUGAAACUUGGACAUAAGGGUAAUCAAGUAUUACUGAAUACCCUGCCUGAGUUUUAGGUCACAUGAUCAAGGUCAAAGGUCAUUUAGGGUCAAUGAACUUAGACCAGGUUGGGGGAAUCAACAUCAAAAUCUUUACCAAGUGUUAAGUUUUUUAAAUGUCAUCAUAACUUUGGAAAUUUUUGAUUUAGUUCAUGAAACUUGGACAAAAGAGUAAUCAAGCAUCAGUGAACAUCCUGCAUGAGUUUCACGUCACAUGACUAGGGUCAAAGCUCAUUUAAGGUCAAUGAAAUUUUGCCAUGUUGGGGGUAUUUGAUUAUAACUUUGAAGUUUAUGUAUCUAGUUCGUGAAACAUGGACAUAAGAGUUAUUAAGUAUCACUGAUCGUCUUGAUCGAGUCUUGAGUCACAAGAUCAUGGUCAAAGGUCAUUUAGGGUCAAUGAAGAUAGUAUAUCAUCAUACAAAUGUUUUGGUGAAUAAUUAUUCAAUAGUUGUUUUCAAAGUCAGCACUGCUGCUGUAUUGAAUCGUGUGAUGCAGGCGAGACUGCCAGAGGCGUUCCGCUUGCUUUUCUUUGUUAUCAGUGCUAGAUAUGAACAUGUCAACCCUAACUGCUUGUGUCAACUUAAAGUAUUGUAGUAACUAGGUGUUAUAUUUUGAAGUGAUGUACGUAACUAGGUAUUAUGUUAUGUUUUAAAGUAAACUCGGUAUUAUGUUAUGAUUUAAGAGUAGUCCCAGUUUUCUUUCAUAUUUUUCUUCACCUGAGAUCAGCUUUGCUAUCCAGUGUUAACUACCAUGGUAACAAUGCUUGAUAGCAUAUCAAAAGCAAGAAUUCUAUUCAAGGUACCAUUGAAUGGCAAAUUUCCCAUAAGAGUAUCUGUUAUGCAAGGGGCCCCAAGAGUGUAACAUAAAUAGGUACGCAUGUGAUUUAAAAAAAAAAGACGCAAUCUCAUUAAAUUUGAAUUGAGGUCAUGUAGGUCAUGGGAACUGCCGAGUCUUUCCUAUCUAGUAUUUGCAAUAAACAAUUGGAGGUAAAGGUUUCCAACCUAGGACAUGUUUCAUAACACUUGUUAUAAUAAUAAAUUCGCCGUAACAGUUAAAACGCAAUGAAAUCACUAAAUUUUAUCGGCUAAUAGUAAA